GAAAGCGGCCGAGCAACACAGCUGGGAGCUGAAUCCACAGUGACGGACAUCGCUACUUCCUUUUUUCUCUUGUUGCUGCCGCCUCUCGCCGGCAAGUCAACCCCAUCUUCUGCCGUGGCCUUUUAUCCAUCUGUUGCUCAUUCUUAAGAUGGAGAGUGGGAAAUAUAAGGAUGAUGGAGAUGAUAAGGCGAAAGACAGAAAAUCCAAUAUUUGCCACGAAUGUGGCGCUGCUUUCAAAAAGCCUGCUUACUUGAAGCAACAUAUGCAAAGCCAUUCGCUCGAGAGGCCGUAUAUUUGUACCGUAGAUGGUUGUGAAGCGAGUUAUAGAAGAAAGGAUCAUUUAACUCGACACCUUCUCCAGCAUCAAGGAAUGAUAUUCAAGUGUCCUAUCGAAAAUUGUAGUCGUGAAUUUGCAUAUCUAUCCUGUCUGAAUCGACACUUGAAAGUUUUCCAUGAAGGUUCUACUCCUGAAGUUGAAGGUCAGAAGCGUUUUGUUUGCUCGGAAGAUGGAUGUGGAAAGGAGUUCAGAUAUGCUUCUCAACUGCAAAAGCAUGAAGAUUCCCACGCUAAGCUAGACUCGGUAGAGGCAUGCUGUUCUGAACUGGGUUGCAUGAAAACAUUUACGAACAAGCAAUGCCUCAAGGCUCAUGUGCAGUCCUGCCACCAAUACAUUGAAUGUGAGAUUUGUGGUGAAAAGAAAUUGAGAAAGAACAUCAAGCAACAUCUCCGACAAAAGCAUGAAAGUGACGGUCUGCAAACGACAAUUCGAUGCACGCACGAGGGCUGCAGUAAUGUCUUUUCAACAAGUUCGAAUCUCCGACAACACGUAAAGGUCGUGCAUCUGGGACAAAAACCUUUUGCUUGUUGUUUCCCUGGUUGUGGCAUGAGAUUUGGGUACAAGCAUGUUAGAGACAAUCACGAGAAAAGUGGCCAGCAUGUCUACACCGAUGGGGAUUUUGAAGUAGCUGACGAGCGAUUCCGCUCGAAGCCAAGGGGUGGGAGAAAAAGGGUUUGUCCAACUGUUGAAAUGCUUAUACGGAAGAGGGUUACCCCCCCAACUGAGCUGAAUUUCAUGAUGGAUGAGGACUGUUAGUAUGUCCCUACCAGACAGAAGCCAAGCCAACCCAGCCAGACCUCUUGUUGAUACUAAUCCUACGCACAUUAGAAGUAUUUUGAUAGCUUAUGAAUGAUAGAAUCAUCUGUAAGCAAUGUAAUGUAUACUGUACUUGCCCAGAAUUAGAACACUCAUAGUAUGUAUUUUUGUGUUCUUUGUAUGAUAAUCAGGUCUUUUACCUAUUA
Cucurbita maxima (winter squash) is the source of this 1299-nucleotide messenger RNA. RefSeq names its product transcription factor IIIA-like. Bases 149 to 1093 code for a protein of 314 amino acids. Gene Ontology annotation, biological process: regulation of transcription by RNA polymerase II. The record is from RefSeq and is a predicted model, not a curated record. Gene Ontology annotation, cellular component: nucleus. The transcript is spliced from 6 exons. Lineage: Eukaryota; Viridiplantae; Streptophyta; Magnoliopsida; Cucurbitales; Cucurbitaceae.